AUGCGUCUUCGCCUCACCAUUCAGCGCAACAGUCUGCCUGCUGCCAACAUUCUCUGGAAUAUUCCAGACACAAACAGUAAUGCAGCAUACACGAUUACCCGCCUCCUCGAAGAUGUCAACCACAUUAUACCACUUGAAGCCGAGAACUGGGGCCUAGAGGACUACAUCGUGGAGGUAGACGGUUUCGAGUGUCUGCAUUUCACACCUGUGACGCAGGCGCUGAAAGAAGAUGAUCACGUGUGCAUCCGUCCUCUUAUGACGGCCGAAGUCCGCGCACGAACCCUGACGGGGCGACUACAAAUCUCAGAUGGAGGUCAACAUCUUGUGGAUGGCGUGCCAUUCGGGCGACCCUAUCUGAGAGCACCGCAUCGACCCGCCGUACGAAUUCCUCCCCGCAAGCGCCAGCGAGCUGAUCAGCACGAGGCAGAGGAGGUUUGGCAAGGCCGCGAUUCCGUGGAUGCGCUUCUGCAAGGAAUGAACUAUGGGCCAGUCCAGCAACAAAUUGAGGAGGCGCCAUCUUCGAACGAUGCUGCGCUCUCAGGACCUGCUGGGCUAAUACCCCCUCAUAAGCGCCAACGACUGAACCCUAGGGAAGGAGCAGAGUCUCAUGAGGCUGGAAAAACAAUAGAUCCACUCCAGGCAGCUUUGGGUAAUUCGACUACACAAAACACAACAGCACAUGGACACACUGGCAGCAGUCAAACACUCCCCGGCCGCACCGCGCAGAAACCACUGACCAGACAGCAACGUGGACAGACAGGUCAAGUGCAUUUCAAGCAGCCAGUUGCAGAAGAGUUGGGAGCCAGCGAAGAUGAUGAGGAUGAGAGUGAGGAUGAGGACUUUGCGCCUGGGUACGAGAACAACAACUUUGGGGAUACAGAUAGUGACUCAAGCGAUUCUGAGUCCGACUCAGAAGCAUCAUCAAGUGACUCGGACCUUUCACGAUCAGAGUCAGACUCGGCCUCAGAUUCUUCUAGCGCUAGCGAAUCAGGUAGUGAUAGCAAUGCAAGCUCACCACCUGAUAUUGUCUCGUCGAAAGAUGGUUCAAAGGCGCAGGUGAACCCACCAAAUCCUACCUCAUCAAACUUUGUGCCUCCAGGUAAGGGUCGAGCAGCUACCAAAUUACGAAAUAGCCGUCGUACCCGCACAAAUCGCCUGCGCUAUCUUAAGGAGACUGGUCAACUAGAUCAGAAUGCUACCCUUGCCGAUCUGAAGGUAUACGAAGAUGCGAAGAUGGGCAGAGUUGAAGAAGAGCCAAUACCCAAGCACGCAUUCUCGUCAGCAUCAGGCAAGGGUAGUAAGAGUAGGUGCGUAGAAGACGAAGAGCCAACGCAAGCUGUUGCAAAUGGACAGCCUAGUGAACUCGAGAAGAGGAGGCAGGAGUUGAUGGCGAGACUUGGUGGAUCUAGUGAGCCACUUCAGGCAGAUGAAUCUGCUCUGGACGUUUCACAGACCGUGGUGGAAGUACCCAAUGGCUCCAUACCCGAGAUCUCAAGUGUGGAACAGUCUGCGAAGAAGGAAACAUCUACCAGGCGUAUGCGACCUGAUGUAUCUGCCAUCGGUCGCAUCAUUGCUCGUCAGACGGCUCGGCCUGCAAAAAAGGCAAAGACGAAGGCUGUAGACGAGAGUCCUCCUGAGCCUGAAGGAGCGUCGGACCCUGAUUUCUGGAGGUCCCGAAUCAACUUGUCAGCUUUUGAAUGUUGGGAGGAGGAAUUUGAGCUGCGCGCGCCGCCCUUUCCGUUCAAGCAACAUUGGGACCCGGUUAGCAAGCUUAUGCGUGACAGGAAACACAAAGGGAAGAAGAAGGGCUGCGAUUUCGAGGCUGCGAAUGAAUCGCGACGUUUCGAUGAUAAAGAAGACGAAAUCAUAUUGAACUACGAUGAUGUUCCAGCACAAGUCAAUCCAGAUACCGAGAUCAGUGCUGCUAUCGAGAGCCAGCUUCGUCAAGAUGUCGCUACCGCCACACAAGAGGCAGAUCUGCCAUCUUUACCAGAAGAUGUAAGCGUACUGCCAGUCUUAACGUCGGCAGACAUCAAAAGAGGUGCCGUCAUCGUCUGCAAGUUCUUCGCAAUCAACCCCAACACGAUCUCCCCUGAAAUUAGCGACUACAAGACAGCCGUCGUAGUACAAGAAGGCGAUUCUGGUAAUGGCGCUGGUACUAUACAACUCAAAAUUGCUGCGCGCGACUUACCACGGCGCGAGAAAAAGGUUGACAAACACGGGAACCGUAUCUAUGUUGCCGCUGAUGCAUUUUUGAUGGAGGACGAAGAUGACGAAGAAGAAGGAUUAUGGGAAGGACAGUUUGGUGAGCUGUUGGAGGCGAAGCUGUUGAAGGCCGGAGAGCCAUGA
This is a messenger RNA of Plenodomus lingam JN3, 2349 nucleotides long. RefSeq lists its product as uncharacterized. Lineage: Eukaryota; Fungi; Ascomycota; Dothideomycetes; Pleosporales; Leptosphaeriaceae. The record is from RefSeq and is a predicted model, not a curated record.